CGGAAGUGACGUGUCGGAAGGCGGGAGUGGCUGUGCGGAAGCGGCGCAGCCGUCAUGGAGCUGAGCGAGAUGCUUUACAACAAGUCCGAGUACAUCGAGACGGCAUCCGGCAAUAAGGUGAGCCGGCAGUCCGUACUGUGCGGCAGCCAGAACAUCGUUCUUAACGGCAAGACCAUAGUUAUGAAUGACUGCAUCAUCCGUGGUGACCUGGCAAACGUUCGGGUUGGCCGGCACUGCGUGGUGAAGAGCCGCAGCGUCAUCAGACCACCCUUCAAGAAGUUCAGUAAAGGGGUGGCUUUUUUCCCUCUGCACAUUGGUGAUCACGUCUUCAUAGAAGAGGAUUGUGUUGUCAACGCGGCCCAGAUUGGCUCCUACGUCCACAUAGGCAAGAACUGUGUCAUUGGUCGGAGGUGUGUUCUGAAAGACUGCUGCAAGAUCCUAGACAACACAGUGCUACCUCCUGAGACAGUGGUCCCACCUUUCACGGUCUUCUCGGGCUGCCCAGGACUCUUCACUGGUGAACUCCCGGAAUGCACCCAGGAGCUUAUGAUCGAUGUUACAAAGAGCUAUUACCAGAAGUUCUUGCCUCUCACUCAGGACACUACUUAGCUUUGAGCUCUUCCAAGCAUACAUCUGUCCUGUGCUCUCCUCCACCACCUUCUUGUGGCUAGUGCAUGUUCUGCUUCCUGAAUAUUGCAGACCUUAAAGAGCCAAAGGGCUUUGAAGAGAGGAUUUCCAUGUCUCUCACAGAAUUCAGUGCAGCAGAAAGUGGAGAAUUCAAAGCAGAAACUGGAGAUGGGGUGAGAGAAAGCUGCAGUUGCUUCCAGUUACUACCCACAGUGUGUAUUUGCAGCAAGCCCUUUGGUGCUUCUUUGCAUUACAAAACUUAAGAAUCAGACUUGGUGGAAAGAGGGAACAUUUCACUUUGGACUUGCAGUAGUGCAGGAAUAACUCUUGCUGGGAGCAGCUCUGUGGAAGCUGGAGGCCACUGACUCUUGUGUGUCCCUGACUGGGUGCCAGACAAGUGGAUCUGCCUGCUCUGGAUGUGUUCCACUCAAGCUUAGCAUUGUCCUUCUCUAGCUCUUGAAAACGGGGCUCCUGCGUGUUGUAGUGUGGCAGUGGGGGGCCAGGAGGUGUAAUAGCUCUGUGGUAGGAGUGUGGCUGAGGACCAGCAGCCCUGGAGCUUGCAGCUGCUCUGUGUGAUGCAAAGUGCUGGAACACCUUCAGUAGGAAGAACCCACAAGUGCCAGAGCGUGUAGUGACCUCUGCUCGUCCGAUGUGAGCCCCCUGACUGGUUUGUUUGUGUUUUUACUGUGUGUAAAUUAAAGCCUCCUCAGUUGUUCAAGUGACUCAAGGUUGUGACUCUUCCAAUCAAACUCUAGAGCGAGGUCUCUGCUGUGCUGAGGCACAUGGGCCACAGUCUCUUGGGCAUUCUUGCAAGGUUUAUAGAAUAGAAUGGAGUCCCAGACUGGUUUGGGUUGGAGGAGACUAGAUAGUGAAGCCCCCAGCAGUGACCAGGGACAGCUGCAACUAGAGCAGGUUGCUUAGAGCCCCAAACAACCUGAUGUGGAAUGGUUCCAGGGACAGGGCAUCUCCCACCUCUCUGGGCAGCCCAGGCCAGGGUCUCACCACCAUUCCCUUUGGGAACAUUGCCAUCAGCUGUCUCCUGUGGCCGGGCAGCUGCCUGUGUCGGUUCAGGGGGACUGUGUGUGCCAUGUGUCUCACCUCAAAGUUUCAACACCACAUAGCACGUUUCACUGGGAUUGCUUGAGGAGCAGCCACAUCUGGGCAGCAUGGAGCUGGGGUGGGACAGGGGUGGGAGGAGGCUGCCAGGUUAAGGGAUGUGAGUCUGAGAGGGGAAAUGGGCUGGCAGCUGUAGAAUUCUGAGUGAUGCCUUUCCACAGUCCUUGGAGAUGUGUGACUGCACCAUUACUUGAGCAUUUCUUGGCCUGCUCUUCCAGCAGGCUGAGCCAACCUGUCUGGCUGAAUUAAACCCUCUUCUGUUGU
Molecule: messenger RNA, 2007 nt
Organism: Dryobates pubescens (Downy woodpecker)
Lineage: Eukaryota; Metazoa; Chordata; Aves; Piciformes; Picidae
Gene: DCTN5
Product: dynactin subunit 5
Exons: 7
Coding region: 55-609 (184 amino acids)
Source: RefSeq, a predicted model, not a curated record